UCGUUUCUCUUCUUCCUUCAACUAGAGAAAACAAUAUAAACCUAACAUAGAUUGAUUUGUGUAUGCAUAAGGUACUAUAGAGAGAAAAAAAAAGGAAGGAUGAACACAUCAAAGAGCAAGAAGAAGCAAGAAGAGGCUGGUACAAAGUUUCUUGGAGUGAGAAGGAGGCCUUGGGGAAGAUACGCAGCUGAGAUUAGAGACCCAACAACCAAGGAGCGUCACUGGCUUGGCACUUUUGAUACGGCCGAGGAAGCUGCCUUGGCCUACGAUAGAGCGGCUAGGUCCAUGCGCGGCACUCGUGCCCGAACCAACUUUGUUUACUCAGACAUGCCUCCUUCCUCCUCCGUCACCUCCAUUAUCUCUCCUGACGAUCCAACUCCUCCUCCUCCGCCUCCUGCUGCUACUCCUCCUUGCUCUAAUGAUCCUGUUGAUUACAUGAUGAUGUUUAACCAAUAUUCAUCCACAGACUCGCCAAUGCUGCAGCCUGAUCAAGUGGAGAGUAGUUACAUGUUUGGUGGCUCUCCUUCUUGUUACUCAAACAGCAGCAGCGAGCUGCCUCCUCUGCCGAGUGACCUAUCAAAUUCUUGUUACAGCCAACAACCAUGGAGCGUGGAAGACUACUCAUCCGCUACCUAUUUCGAGGGUGAGUACGUUCACAGCCCAAUGUUCAGCACAAUGCCUUCUGUUUCUGACUCUUUGCCUCAAGGUUUCAACCACUUUGGCUCAUAUAAUUAACCUCUUCUCAUAAAUAUUCUAUUCUUUUCUCAUUUGUACGUUUUUAUAUUUCAUUAUGUUUCUCCGUCCUUGAUCUUUGUCUAUGAUCAAAGUGACUGUUUGUAUUAGU
Brassica oleracea var. oleracea is the source of this 844-nucleotide messenger RNA. Its product is annotated as ethylene-responsive transcription factor LEP-like. Gene Ontology annotation, molecular function: DNA-binding transcription factor activity; DNA binding. The record is from RefSeq and is a predicted model, not a curated record. Bases 100 to 735 code for a protein of 211 amino acids. Gene Ontology annotation, biological process: regulation of DNA-templated transcription. The transcript has a single exon. Lineage: Eukaryota; Viridiplantae; Streptophyta; Magnoliopsida; Brassicales; Brassicaceae.